CUCGGCCACAAACACAACUCAAGCAUUGGUCUUGAACAAAUAUUUGAUCUCUUUCAUUCUCCCGAGUUGACUAAUCCGGCUCGCCUAUUGUAAUCAUCUUGCUCCGAGGCUAGCAGACACAGCACUGUACACUCGGCUUUAUUCUUGAAACGCGACUCAAGAGCACGAGACCUUCACUCACUCACCCGCGAACGCGCCAGUCAACUCCUUGUCUGCGUACUACCUUGAUCCACCAGUUUUCGGACCGUACCUCGAAUUUAAGGCGUACAAAAUCCGUCGAACACAGCGCUUCUAUACACUAGCACAAUGACCGACGUUGACAUGUCAAGACGGAACAAGAAGCCCAGACCGUUGCACGAGAAUGAGAGAGCGCGACUGGAGGAAUUCAUCGACUCAAUCGGAUACUCAGCAAGGUAUUCUGAUUCUGAAUACGAGUACCGACAUGUCCAACUUCCGAAAGCCAUGCUAAAGGUCAUUCCCCGCGACUACUUCGAUGACGCAAAGGGCACACUCAAGCUGUUGUGGGAAGAAGAAUGGAGAGGACUGGGCAUAACUCAGAGUCUUGGAUGGGAACACUAUGAGGUGCACGAGCCUGAACCACACAUUCUGCUGUUCAAACGCCCCAUCGGCUAUCAGCCUCCAGCACAAUGAUCGUCCAAUGUUCCGGCAAGGUCAAUCAACUAGCGCAGCAUUGGGAUGGCGUUACUCUGUGGAUCUGGAAAGUGUAUUCAACUGCGCAUUGAGCGAGCGUGCUUACCAGGAUUUUGUAUGUCUUGACGAAUGAAUGCACAACAGCCGGUGAUUCGGGCACGAGAUAAUAGAGGUUCAUACAGGUCUAGCAUAACCCCAGCUAUCAAACACAACUUGCUUUCAUCCGUUGUGUCGGCGUCGGAGGCGAUCGAGAGAACGCAUCGCAUCGAAUACCAUCUACAAAAUAAUGAUACCCUCGCCUUCAACAG
Exophiala xenobiotica is the source of this 959-nucleotide messenger RNA. RefSeq names its product cyclin-dependent kinase regulatory subunit. Gene Ontology annotation, biological process: regulation of mitotic cell cycle. Gene Ontology annotation, cellular component: cyclin-dependent protein kinase holoenzyme complex; SCF ubiquitin ligase complex. Lineage: Eukaryota; Fungi; Ascomycota; Eurotiomycetes; Chaetothyriales; Herpotrichiellaceae. Bases 307 to 651 code for a protein of 114 amino acids. The transcript has 4 exons. The record is from RefSeq and is a predicted model, not a curated record. Gene Ontology annotation, molecular function: histone binding; cyclin-dependent protein serine/threonine kinase activator activity; ubiquitin binding.